UCACUAUGUAGUCUCAGGGUGGCCUCGAACUCACGGCGAUCCUCCUACCUCUGCCUCCUGAGUGCUGGGAUUAAAGGUGCGUGCCACCACACCUGGCUCAAGAGUAUUGUUUUUGUCCAAGUUCCCACAGCAAGAGGAGACAGGCACAUUGAAACCGAGGCUAUCUGGAUGUAAAGCUAGAGCCCUUGCACACCUACUGUGUGUGUGGUGGAGCUCUCUACACCACCCUCUACAGGAUCCCUGAAUCCGCUGAGAGGAGACACCUAGCACUGUUUAACUCAGCAAACAAAGCUGUCGUGAUUUGCUGAGCUGUUUACUGAGCGUCUAAAAAGGACAGACCCCGAGAUGCAGAGGGGCACAGAGAAGGUCUCUUCUCUUUCAUCCACGUGCGAUGCUUGUCUGAAGGCGCCUGCAUCGCAGGAUCAGGAGGAAAUUCUACCUGAUUUGAGCUUUCCAAGACGCACUUGGGAGUCCAGACGCCACGGGGACGCGAACCGUCAGCACCUGGGGGCGUGGCGAGGUGGAGGCGGAGCCGGCGGGAGGAGGGGCCUGGGCUGCUCUUGCAGCUGUGAUGCCCGGAGCAGGGGGCUUGGGCCCCAGCACGGAGCAAUCGAGGCGGGACCUAGGCGGUGGCGAGGGAAGGGUUUCCAUCUUGGUGGCAGGACCAUGCAGCUAGGCCCAGGCCUAGUGGUGGGGGUGGCCUUGUGCCUGGUACGUGGCCAGCCCUUGCUGCAGGCUCUCGGACGCCCCUUUUCUGUGCUGUGGAACAUACCCUCGGCACGCUGUAAGGCCCACUUUGGCGUGCACCUACCACUCAAUGCCCUGGGCAUCAUUGCUAACCAUGGCCAGCGUUUCCAUGGCCAGAACAUCAGCAUCUUCUACAAGAACCAGUUUGGCCUCUAUCCCUACUUCGGGCCCAGGGGCACAGCUCACAAUGGGGGCAUCCCUCAGGCUGUGUCCCUAGACCAUCACCUGGCAAAGGCUGCCCACCAGAUCCGCCAAAGCCUGAGAUCCAGUUUCACUGGCCUGGCAGUGCUAGACUGGGAGGAGUGGUAUCCACUCUGGGCUGGGAACUGUGGCCCCCGUCGCCAGGCCUACCAGGCAGCUUCCUGGGCUUGGGCACAGCAGUUAUUUCCCAACUUGGACCCUCAAGAGCAGCUACGUAAGGCCUGUGCUGGCUUUGAGCGCGCAGCCCGAGCACUGAUGGAAGACACACUGAAACUGGGCCAAACACUGCGGCCCUAUGGGCUCUGGGGCUUCUAUCGCUACCCAGCCUGUGGCAAUGGCUGGCACAAUAUGGCUGCCAAUUACACGGGCCGCUGCCAUGCUGCCACCCUUGCCCGCAACACACAGCUGCAUUGGCUCUGGGCCGCCUCCAGUGCUCUCUUCCCUAGCAUCUACCUCCCAUCCAGAUUGCCAGCGGUCUACCGCCAGGCCUUUGUUCGAUACCGCCUGGAGGAGGCCUUUCGCGUGGCCCUCGCGGGGCGUGCGCAUCCCCUGCCUGUUCUGGCCUAUGCUCGCCUCACACACCGGAGCUCUGGGGAGUUCCUGUCUCAGGAUGACCUGGUGCAGACCAUUGGUGUGAGCGCAGCCCUGGGGGCAGCCGGCGUGGUGCUCUGGGGUGACUUGAGCUUCUCCAGUUCUCAGAAGAAGUGCUGGAGGCUCCAUGAUUACCUGGUGGCUACGUUAGGCCCCUAUGUGGUUAAUGUGACCAAAGCAGCAAUGGCCUGCAGUCACCAAAAAUGCCACGGCCACGGACGCUGUGCCCGGAAAGACCCAGGACAAAUGGAAGCCUUUCUGCACCUGCAGCCAGAUGGCAGCUUCGGAGCUUGGGGGUCCUUCAGCUGCCGCUGUUAUUGGGGCUGGACUGGCCCUACCUGCAAGGAGCCCAGGCCUGGGCCUAAGGAAGCAACAUAAGCCAGGCGUUCCUGCUCUUGCCUCUUUUUGUCCCCCUUCCUUUUUGGUUUUUCAAGGUAGGGUCUCGCUCUGGCCCAAGCUGACCUGGAAUUCACUAUGGAGUCUCAGGGUGGCUUCAAACUCAUGGCAAUCCUCUUACCUCUG
This is a messenger RNA of Jaculus jaculus (lesser Egyptian jerboa), 2061 nucleotides long. RefSeq names its product hyaluronidase 3 (gene Hyal3). The transcript has 4 exons. Gene Ontology annotation, biological process: hyaluronan catabolic process; carbohydrate metabolic process. The coding region runs from base 346 to 1917 and encodes 523 amino acids. Gene Ontology annotation, cellular component: acrosomal vesicle. Gene Ontology annotation, molecular function: hyalurononglucosaminidase activity. The record is from RefSeq and is a predicted model, not a curated record. Lineage: Eukaryota; Metazoa; Chordata; Mammalia; Rodentia; Dipodidae.